Molecule: messenger RNA, 849 nt
Organism: Branchiostoma floridae (Florida lancelet)
Lineage: Eukaryota; Metazoa; Chordata; Leptocardii; Amphioxiformes; Branchiostomatidae
Product: aggrecan core protein-like
Exons: 5
Coding region: 59-811 (250 amino acids)
Molecular function (GO): endopeptidase activity; signaling receptor binding
Source: RefSeq, a predicted model, not a curated record
GCUAUUCGUAAGAACCAAAGCAAGCCCUUUGUAAUAGCCUCGGCUACUUGGGUGACAUAUGUUGCCUGUAUUGUCAGCCGAACAAAUACUAGUAGAAUAUUGCCAGGUUGGAGUCGGCGCGACCUACCGAGGGACAGUUUCCGUGACCAAAACCAACAAGACGUGUCAGCGCUGGGACAGUCAGACACCACACAAACACAAAUGGACAAACGAGAGCUUUCCUACAUCCGGAAUGGAGCAGAACUACUGUCGGAAUGCUGACCCGGGCUCAGCAGGAGGAACCACAGGAGUCUGGUGCUUCACCACGGAUCCCAGCACCAGAUGGGAGUACUGUGACGUACCAGUUUGUGCCCGGCCAUGUCAGAACGGUUGGACUGAGUACAAGACCCACUGCUACAAGCUGAUGACAUACAUGACAGACUGGCCCACAGCAAACAAGGACUGCAAAAAACUCGGUGCAAACCUGGCGUCUAUCAAGGACCAUGACGAGAACAACUUCGUUACAGGUCUCAUCGCCAAUGCACCUGCUGGAUUCAUGCUGCAUCAUUUCGUCUGGUUUGGGCUGAACCGUCGAGGCGGGGAAGAAUGGAAGUGGUCGGAUGGGUCGCCUGUUUCCUAUUGCAACUGGCACCCGGGUGAGCCUGGUCAUUCCGAUUAUCUCGGCAUAAAGGCGGAAUGUGCCGGCGUGUACUCGAAGUCUUUCACCGCUUUCAUCGGUUUUGGCCUCCGGAGGGAAAAGAAACUGUGGGGUGACCAACAGUGCUACUUUGGGUAUGGGUAUCCCUUUGUUUGUAAACAUUUAAAAGGAUAAUAAUUUGUUACACUAAUGUGUCCACAAACAAGAAAGGG